GCAUUGUAAGUCUCAGAGUUAUUUUAGCUGUUGAUGAUGAUUUGGCCGAUGGCAUUUUGUACGACAUGUGGUUGUGGCAUCACUUGCUUUCAUGGACGCUCAGCAAAGAAAAGACCUUUUCUAGAAAAGCAUAGCUUAUUUCUUAUUUCUAUACCUUAUACAAGACUUGGUAGUCGUUGCCGUUUUCAAGCAUUAGACAGAAGUUUAGGAUGUUUUUGUAAGCUCGCAAACUGGUUUCCUCUCAAUAAGUACCAGAAAGAUAUACCUACUGCUUUCAAACUUUUGUUUGCUGUUUCUAAAAUAGACAAAGCCAACUUAGCUUUAGCGUUCGUCUUGUUAGGUGCCCUUUAUCGUGCUUCUUCCCAUUCUUGCCUCCUCAAGCGACAAAUCUCGUCAAACAAGCAAUAUUUAUUGUAUGAAACUUGUACUCAUCAGAGAAUUGAUUAUUUCUUGAACCCGUCAAACGGUGACUUGUUGAUAGCUCCAAGUAUCGAUUCACGUACUGUGUGGAGAAAGAUUCUAGACCUCUUGAAUAGUUCUUUUCUUCCAGAGAAUUGCAAGAAAACAGUAUCUAAGGAUUAUUUUUGGUUUACAACUUUUAAUUUUUUGCAGAAUGUUGUGAAUUGUUGCAUUGGUGUUAUAUCCACUCAACAGCUUUUGCGAGCUGUUGGACUCUCUGCUAGUCAAGGAAUUGGAAAGUCUGCCUCGCUUAACUGGGUUUUAAAGGAUGGAAUUGGAAGGUUGGGUGCCAUUGUCUUUGGAAGUUUUAUUGGCAAUCGGUUCGAUGCAGAUCCAAAACGUUGGAGACUUUGGGGCGAUAUUUUGUAUGCGUUUGGAAUUGGAACGGAAAUCAUAUCGCCGUUACUGCCUCGAUAUUUCUUAUUAGUCGCAUCAUUGGCCAAUAUGGUAAAAGCAACUUCUUACAUGCUUCGAUUACCUACAACUGCAGCUAUUAGACGGUCUUUUGCAAAGCGAGAAAAUUUUGGAGAUAUUUCAGCCAAGGCUAAUUCUCAAGAAGUGCUUUCAAACUUAUUUGGCACUUUUUUGGGAAUCGGUUUCAGCAUUAUACUUGGCCAUAGUUGGUGGCAACUGAGUGUUGCAUAUUUUGUAUACUUUAUUAUGUUCUUUUUACUCAAUUAUUUGGGAGUGAAAGGUCUUCAUCUUCGAACUCUGAAUUUGCAACGAUCCUUGUUAUUAGGCUGGAGUUACUGGAAGUCUUCCCAGGUUUCAACUGUUGAAGAGGUCAAUUAUCGAGAGAAUGUGAUUUUGCCGUCCAUAAUGAGUUUUGGACGUUAUAUCCGGUUUGGCGUAUCGUUACGAGAUAUUCAUUUGACUGGUUCGGAACUUGCAGCACUAUUAGACAAGUAUCGACAAGCCAAAUAUUUAUUGACUGUUCGACAUGGUCAAGUGUAUAUUGUUUUUCAUAUGGAAGCUCGAGUGAAGGAUGAGUUACAAGCCAUUUUGCAAGCGACCUUUUUAGCACAAGAAAAUGGCUGUAUUUGUACGGAUAGACUUGAGCAAAGUUAUACCGUUGGAAAACCGAAGAAUUUUUACAUUCUGGUGCGCAACGUUAUCGAGCGUUUUGGAAUGUAACAAGUUGGAAAUUAUCCAACUCCAGCUACAUUUCUGAAUUGGC
Galdieria sulphuraria is the source of this 1636-nucleotide messenger RNA. RefSeq names its product glutamate N-acetyltransferase. NCBI's taxonomy places the organism in Eukaryota, Rhodophyta, Bangiophyceae, Galdieriales, Galdieriaceae. Bases 34 to 1593 code for a protein of 519 amino acids. The record is from RefSeq and is a predicted model, not a curated record. The transcript is spliced from 3 exons.